AUGUCUAUUCGCUUUCCUGCAGAUAAAAUUACGCCAUUGUACCACGAGCCGCUUCCUGGUUGGGUGGACAGUUGGGUGGCAGCUACAGCCGUCUUCAGUAAUUUAUCAAGGGGUCUAAAUCCUUACAUUUAUAGCACUGAGGAUGUCGUUUGCGAUCUUAUUCCCGUUGAUUACGUUGCAAAUUUAAUCAUCAUAGCCGGGGCUAAAGGAGCUAUAACGGAUGAUAUCUCUGUAUAUAAUAUAAACUCCAGUUCGGAAAAUCCUAUUACUUGGAAAUGCGGUUCUGAUUUAUAUUUAGAACAAAGCAAACGCUUGGGCUACUCUAAAAGGAACAUGCAAGAAAUAAAGGUAUCAAAAUCAACAUUCGUAGUGAAUACCAUGACAUUUAUUCUGCAAACAGUACCUUGUUUCUUUGCUGAUGUCGGACUCGUCUUAAGAGGAAAAACACCUAGACACUUAAAAGAAGGUUCUCGUUCAUCUGUCCUACGAGAUAUUCUUAGGCCGGUAACGUCUACAUCCUGGCUCAUUAAAUCGAAAAAGACCCAGGCCUUAAUCUUCACUCUGGAUGAACACGACAAGAAGUCGUUCCCAUGUGACGUCAACAACAUCGAUUGGAAAGAGUACAGUGCCAUAUUCUGCAGGGGCGUUCGGGAGUUUUUACUGAAAGGAAAAUAA
Messenger RNA from Pieris macdunnoughi, 675 nucleotides. NCBI's taxonomy places the organism in Eukaryota, Metazoa, Arthropoda, Insecta, Lepidoptera, Pieridae. The record is from the annotation of a GenBank genome assembly.